CGUUAACCUACGUGAGUCAGAUACACACAAACGAGGAGCUCUCAGACAGCACUGGACUCCCGUAAAAGAUGCCACGUCUAAUCAGAUGCACUAUUAAGUCAGAUCUGUGCCUCCUGUGUGAACACAGCCUCAGAUUCUGGGUAUGCUAAGACCUGCGUCAUCAUAAACAAUUCAGUGAUGAGUGAUGUAUCAAUGAUGAGCAGCGAAGGCUCUUCUGACUGGAGCAGGACGGUGGUGGUCGCCGGAGUUCCUGACGUGUUGUCCAGUGAGCGAAUGAGCGACAAACUCACCAUCCACUUCCAGAGCGCAAGGAGCCAAGGAGGGGACGUGAAGGAGGUGCAGUACCCCACUCAUCUUAAGGGCGUGGCCUUCAUCACCUUUGAGAACUGGCAAGAUGCAGACAGGGUGGUUGAGUGUAACCAAAUGCUGAAAGAUAAAGAGUUUGAUGAAGAAUAUCCUCUUACUGUUUACAAGUUUACUCCAGAGGUCACCUUUUAUGCUUACGCUGACAUGGAUUUGUCACUCUUCCCUGACCUUUCGACGUUGAUCACGAGCAUGAGGUCCACCUACAAGUCGGUGCGGUUCAAGCCCUCCCUGACCAAAGUGGGAUUCGUCUCAGCAGAAGGUCCAUUUUCUGCCUUCCGAGAGCUGCGGAAAGAUCUGCUCAGUCGUGCCCAAAGCCUCAGAGACAUGCAGCCGAGCCCAGACAAGGCCGGACCUUCCAGAUCGGUGGUGGAAGAAAAAAACAGGACAGAAGAAACUGUGUCGUUAUGGCUAGACACUCACGUAUACAUGUACAUUCAGAUGAUGGACAAAAGGGAGUGGGACAGAUGUGUGGGCGGGCAUCAUGUGACAGCUCAAGCAGUGAGUACAGGUGAAUUGACCCAAGUGAAGUUACAUGGCACAUGCGAUUCAUCUGCACUGGCCGCUGCACAAAGAGAUUUGGAGAUGCUAGUGGCUGUAAGACAGGACCUUUUACGCACUCAGCGCAUAGACUACAGUAGCAGUGAUCUGAGUGUUAGGAAGCGGAUAUUACAAGCUUGUGAAUCUGCACAGGAUGCUUACAGAGAUGUGUGUUACGUUCUUACAGAUUCUUGUAUUGAAGUCAUCGGCCCCUCCUUCUCCAGCCACCUGUUCUGUGAGAGGGUGAAGAAAGCGACCGAUGGUUUAUGGGUGUGAGCAGAUGGACUGAAAGAUAGCACAAAGCUGUUGCUAUGGCUGCUGCUACAGUAGAGCCGUCACCUCCGCCACGCUUAGGUAAGUAACCAUGCUGUUAAACAUGUUUAUUCAGCCCACUUGUGGAGUCAAGUCAAGAAGCAGCUGCAGGAGAGAUUCAUUCUGCUUCAAGGAGAGCACAAAAAUAACUCCAGUCAUGCUACGUGGGAAAAAAACACAGCAUUAGCAUAGCCUGAGGCACACAGAGCUACGCUAAACACGGCCUACACACUGAUAUCACCAGCUGAGGUUAAAUGCAAUCAUAUUCAAGACUGGACUUAAAUGGAUUUUAUUAGAAACACAUCUUGUUCUUCCACUUAAUGACCACUUUAUGAGCUCCAUCUACCUUCUAUUCAUGCACAUUCUGUCAACCUCCCUUUAGCCCAUUCAGUAAUGGUUUCCACAGGAACACUGUUGACCAGAUAUGAUUUGGGUGGUGGACUGCAGAGAUACUAACAUACAGUGUGAUAGUGUGUGCUGCACUGAUACAAGACCAUCAGGCACAGCAGCAUUGCUGGAACUUUUACACAUUUGUUAGGUUAAGAAUGUCUGAAAAAUAUCCAAACAAGAGUGGUGCUGCAGCCAUUGAUGAAGGCCUAGAUGAUGGCUAACAUAACAUGCAUGGAAACAGAUGGGCUACAACUGCAUGUGAUACACGGGUAUAUAUAUAUGAGCAUUAUAGCAAUUUAGCCUAGUGCUAGAAAAGUUUCUACCUCACCAAAAAGAAAAAAAAAACAGCAUAGUUGGUCACCAGCAAAGCCAGCAUAUGUUGUGUUUUGAAUGUUGCUCUGCUGGUCA
Colossoma macropomum (tambaqui) is the source of this 2013-nucleotide messenger RNA. Its product is annotated as RNA-binding protein 43-like. Gene Ontology annotation, molecular function: RNA binding. Lineage: Eukaryota; Metazoa; Chordata; Actinopteri; Characiformes; Serrasalmidae. The transcript has 5 exons. The record is from RefSeq and is a predicted model, not a curated record. Bases 178 to 1179 code for a protein of 333 amino acids.